This is a messenger RNA of Setaria italica (foxtail millet), 1041 nucleotides long. RefSeq names its product proteasome subunit beta type-1. Gene Ontology annotation, cellular component: proteasome core complex. The record is from RefSeq and is a predicted model, not a curated record. The transcript has 6 exons. NCBI's taxonomy places the organism in Eukaryota, Viridiplantae, Streptophyta, Magnoliopsida, Poales, Poaceae. The coding region runs from base 196 to 855 and encodes 219 amino acids.
GAGAGCGCGACCGAGCCGGAUUCUCUUCUUGCAGCACAAGAAGAAGAUACGGAGAAGAACUCGACUCCCGCGGCGUGCCGGAGCUCCCCUGCCUUUAAGCAAAGCCAGCCUCCCCCUUCCACCCCCAACCGCCCUCGGCAAAUCGGCAUCAGAACUCAGAGACCAGACCCCGAGUGAAUCUCGGAGCGGAGGCAGAUGGCCAGGUUCGACCCGUACGAGAACAACGGCGGCACGUGCGUGGCCGUCGCCGGCGCCGACUACUGCGUGGUCGCCGCCGACACCCGCCUCUCCGUCGGAUACAGCAUCCUGUCCCGCGACCACUCCAAGAUCGCCCAACUAGCAGACAAAUGUGUUUUGGCCUCAUCUGGGUUCCAAGGUGAUAUCAAAGCUUUGCAAAAGAAUCUGGCUGCCAAGGAAUUGGUUUAUGAACACAAUCAUAACAAGAAGAUGAGCUGCCCUGCAAUGGCGCAGCUGUUGUCGAACACACUCUACUACAAGAGAUUCUUCCCAUACUACGCGUUCAAUGUGUUGGGUGGACUGGAUAGCCAAGGUAAAGGAUGUGUCUUCACAUACGAUGCUGUUGGGUCUUACGAAAGGACAGGCUAUAGUGCUCAGGGAACAGGCGCAGCGUUGAUGAUGCCUGUUCUUGACAACCAGUUGAAAUCUCCUAGUCCUCUGCUACUGCCAGCUCGGGAUGCAGUGACACCAUUGUCUGAAUCCGAUGCGGUUGAUCUGGUGAAGGAUGUUUUCGCAUCAGCCACAGAACGAGACAUAUACACUGGAGAUAAGUUGGAAAUUGUGGUCAUCAACAGCUCCGGCACACACAGAGAGUGCAUUGAACUGAGGAAGGAUUAGUGCAGUGUUCCUAUAAAAUGGCACUACCAUGGUUCUUACAUAAGGAUAUUUGUUUUCACUGUCUGAUGUGUUUGAAUUUCCUCUAAAAAUAUAUGUAUUUGAAUUUCCAUUCUGUUGAUUCUAGGAGGAAGUUAUGACAAUUCAUCAUUUUAUAUUAUAUACUUAGAAGACAACUUUUCAAGUCUA